ACACCCAUUCAUUCACAACUUCUGCUCUAUCGCGCCUGGCAAACCUCCCGCAAACGAACCAACAGUCGGAGCCGAAUCUGUGGGCAUAGAUACUUCGUAACAGUCCUUGCAUAUUCCGCCCUGCCGCGACAGAACCCGACUAGCAGGCCGGACGCCGCAAGGUAGCCCCAAGGGCAUAUGCCUCACUUGCCACAGAUGCUUGGUUUGCUCCAGACGUAAACGUUUCCCGAAACGGGACAUGGAAAGGCAAGCAUGCGUCGCGUCGUCGUGACCGGCCUCGGGGCCAUUACGCCCCUUGGAGUCGGCGUCCGGCGCACCUGGACCCGACUUCUCGCCGGAGACUCUGGCAUCACGAGCGUCGCCUCUCGGGAGCCGCGAGCCCGUUGGCAGGAACUGACCAGCACGGUCGCCGGUGUCGUGCCUUGCGGCAAUGCCGACGGCCAGUGGAGCGCGGCCGACUGGCUCACAACCGCCGAGCAGCGUCGCAUGUCCCUCUUUACCCAGUACGCGAUUGCAGCCAGUGAAAUGGCGCUCAAGGAUGCCGGGUGGGAGUCUGCCAGCGAGGAGGGCAAGGAGGCGACGGGCGUGUGUCUGGGCAGCGGUAUCGGCAACCUCGAGGAGAUUUACGAGACCAGCCUGGCACAUCAACGAGAUGUGAGGGCUGUUGCGAACCUCGGCAUCAGUUCCGUUGCGCUGACUGCAUUUGUCACAGGGCUAUAAGAAGGUGUCGCCCCUGUUCGUCCCCAAGAUCCUCAUCAACAUGGCCGCGGGACACAUUGCCAUGAGGCAUGGGUUCCAGGGCCCGAAUCACGCGGCGACUACGGCCUGCACGACGGGUGCGCACUCUAUUGGCGAUGCGUCUCGGUUCAUCGCACUUGGGGACGCCGACGUGAUGUUAGCGGGGGGAUCCGAGUCCUGCAUUCACCCGCUUACCUUUGCCGGCUUUGGUCGCGCCCGGUCGUUGUCGACGGCCUUCAACGACAACCCCACCAGCAGCUGCCGUCCGUUUGAUGCGGGCCGGAACGGCUUUGUCGUGUCCGAAGGGGCAGCCGUGUGUGUCCUCGAAGAGCUGGAGCACGCCAAGGCGCGGGGCGCCAAUAUCUACGCCGAGGUGCGAGGGUACGGGUGCAGCGGCGACGCCUACCACAUGACGGCGCCGAGAGAAGACGGCAACGGUGCAUACCUCGCCAUGAAGCGCGCGCUGAGGAGCGCAGGGAUUCGGCCGUCGCAAGUGGACUACAUCAACGCCCACGCUACUGGGACGCAGGUGGGAGACGUGGCCGAGGCUGCGGCGAUCCGUCGUCUAAUGUUGGGCGAGGGGGGAGUCUCAUCGGAGGCGCAAGUCACCGUGAGCAGCACCAAGGGAGCCAUUGGGCACCUCCUUGGUGCCGCAGGAGCCAUCGAAGCCCUUUUCUGCAUCCUGGCCGUGCAUGAGGUCCGAAGCAGCGGUCCAUCGAUUACUGUUGCCGCAUCGUUGCUAACGUAUAACACAGGGCAUGAUACCAGCUACGCUCAACCUCGAGCAGCCAGAUGUGGGCAUCGACUUCAAUUUUGUGCCCUUGGAAGCGCAGCGGAAAAAGGUUGGCGUAGCCGUAACCAACAGCUUCGGAUUUGGAGGCACCAACAGCAGCCUCGUGAUAUCUCGGUUCGAAUGAGUCGCAGAACCGUACCACCAUGUACCGCCACGUACUUUGUAUAAUUUGUACACUGCGCUUUAGACUUGUCUGAGUCCUGGCAGCGAUGUAAGGGCAUCUGGGUGGGGUAUGAGGAUAGAAACGCAAAUUUGACGCAAACUCUGGGCUUGGUCAAAAGCCCAGGUCCCGUUACGAAGUGCAGUAUAGAUGUCAAUGAAGUCGCACCAACCAGCGUCAGCGACGCCACAGC
Molecule: messenger RNA, 1884 nt
Organism: Purpureocillium takamizusanense
Lineage: Eukaryota; Fungi; Ascomycota; Sordariomycetes; Hypocreales; Ophiocordycipitaceae
Gene: CEM1
Product: Beta-ketoacyl-[acyl-carrier-protein] synthase II
Exons: 1
Coding region: 761-1699 (312 amino acids)
Biological process (GO): fatty acid biosynthetic process
Molecular function (GO): 3-oxoacyl-[acyl-carrier-protein] synthase activity
Source: RefSeq, a predicted model, not a curated record